AUGCGCCACUGCGACGCCAGUAGCGUCUCGAGUGAUGUCUUUUGUGCCCGAAAAGAGAUACUUCCCUUCCUAGCGUUUGCCGCUCAGCUCAUGAUCUCCAACUUGGCUCGACUCGCGCUCACCGUCGUCGACAGCGCGUUCGUCGGGCACCUCGGUACCACCGAGCUCGCAGCGGCCUCCCUCGCCAGUCUCUGGACGCAAUGCGUUCUCUACACCGUCACCGCCAUGGCCUCGGCGCUUGUCGCGCUUUGUGGUCAAGCGUACGGCGCCAAGAACUACCUCCUCAUGGGCGUCUGGCUUCAAAUGGCUCUUCUUCUUAUCGCGGUGCUCAUGCCCCCCACGCUCUACUGGUACUGGUCCAUCGACGUCGUCGUGCAGCACGCAACCGACGAUGCAGCGAUUGUCGCGCUCGGCUCCCGUUUUGGACGCAUUUUAUCGGCAAGUGCCUGGCCGUUGCUGGUGUACGUCUGCCUAUGCCAGUACCUCCAAGCUCUGGGCGUUGUCACCCCCACGACCAUCAACGGCAUCGUCUGCAUCGGUAUUGAUGUCGGAGCCAACUACCUCCUCAUCUACACGGCGGGCCUUGGCUUUGAUGGGUCGCCACUGGCUACUGUCAUUGCAGCGUGGUUCCAGCCGAUCGCGCUCUUCCUCUAUGCAUUCGUCUACAAGAAGUACCAUCGCGGGGCGUGGGGCGGCUGGAAGCUCUCGGAGCUCACGUGGUCUCGCUGGAAGACGUUCUUCCGCAUGGCGCUGCCCCUCGGCCUCAACGACGGCUGCACCUUCUUGUACUUGGCCGUGCUAUCUCUUAUCGUCGCCACGCUCGGGUCGGACGCGAUCGCUGCCAACGCCAUCUUCUCCAACCUCUGGGUCCUCCUGCAAGAACUCUACUACAGCAUCGGAUGUGCGGCCGAAGUUCGCAUUGCUGCGCACUUGGGUGGACGUCGCCCGACAUCGGCCAAGGCGACUGCGUUCAUGGCUGUCAGUGUCGCAACCAGUGUCGCCGCCCUAGUCGCUAUCGGUUUCUUCGUCGGUGCUCGGGGCGUCAUCGGCAUUUUCACGAGCAAUGACGCGCUCCUUGCACUGUGCAUCGACGCGCUGCCGCUGUACAUUGGCGCGUCACUCAUGCUAGCGGUCGAGACCGUCCUUUCGUGUACUCUCGAAGGCAUGGGUCAGAUGGGCUUUGUCUCGCUCCCACUGGCCUACUACUUUGGUAUCACAAACAACCUCGGUCUCUCGGGGGUCUGGCUCGGCUGCUGCGUCGGCGGUGGCGCCAAGACGGUCGUCUUUGCCAUCAAGCUCGCCACGGUGCAGUGGUCCGACAUGGUAACGGGCGCCCUAGUCGCCAUGGAAAUCGUCGGCGGCGACGACGCAAGCGAAAGUAAGCGCUCGACACUGCCAGUCUUCCCACGAACCAUCUUGGUACUCGCAUGA
This is a messenger RNA of Saprolegnia diclina VS20, 1431 nucleotides long. RefSeq lists its product as hypothetical. The record is from RefSeq and is a predicted model, not a curated record. Gene Ontology annotation, molecular function: xenobiotic transmembrane transporter activity; antiporter activity. Lineage: Eukaryota; Oomycota; Saprolegniomycetes; Saprolegniales; Saprolegniaceae. The transcript has 4 exons. Bases 1 to 1431 code for a protein of 476 amino acids. Gene Ontology annotation, cellular component: membrane. Gene Ontology annotation, biological process: transmembrane transport.